AUGGACGACUCCCUGAAUGUCCCCAGACAUAUGAGAAGUCCUGGGGAUGACGGCUAUCGAACCCCCACCAUAGAAGAUGCCGAGCGGACCCUCUCGGAUUUUGGCAUUGAAGAUAGUCCAGGUGGCCAAGUGCUGGAAGUUCAUUCUACAGCUCUGCAGGAAGUCUUGCAGAGAGCGACGUCGCGGGUUGCCGAGAAAUCAAAAAAAGAGGGUAACAAAGAGGCCACUGCCUGUUUCGACCAUAAUGGCCUGGGAAUCGCUGUCAGGCGCAAGCCACCAAGCCGACUUGGAUGGAAGAAACGAAUUCGCCAUGUUACAUGGGCAUACUUUACAUUGACUAUGGCCACGGGUGGCUUGGCUAAUGUCUUCUAUCAAGUCCCCUUCCAAUUUAAAGGCUUAUACACGAUCGGAGUCGUCGUCUUCCUAAUUAAUAUCGCCCUAUACCUCCUAAUCUGGGGUCUGCUACUUCUCCGCUUCUACUGUUUCCCCUAUACAUUUAGGGCAUCCAUGAUGCACCCAACAGAAUCACUCUUCAUUCCAGCAGCGAUAGUAUCCUUCGGCACAAUCCUGAUCAACGUAUCCCAGUACGGACCCGAACACGCCGGCCCCUGGCUUAUGCGCGCAGUCUGCGUAUUAUUCUGGAUCGACGCUGCCCUCGCCGUCAUGUUCUCAGCUGGUGUCUACCUGCUUUUGUGGUCGACGCAGACUUUCACCAUCGCCCAGAUGACGCCUAUUUGGAUCUUUCCUGCUUACCCCAUGCUCAUUAUUGGUCCGCAUGCUGGUGUGUUGAGUUCCAAGCUGGAUCCGUCCGCCGCUCUUCGUGUUAUUGUUGGUGGUACGACUAUUCAGGGUGUUGGGUUUUUGGUCUCGUUGAUGGUGUACUCGGCUUUUAUUUAUCGGUUGAUGACGCAGAAGCUUCCCAAGGAGAAUCUUCGUCCUGGUAUGUUUGUUUCUGUUGGGCCUAGUGGUUUUACGGUCGCGGGUAUUGUCAAUAUGGCAGCUGCGGCGAAGAGGGCGUUCCCUUCUGAUUUUAUGGGGAAUGGUGCGCUCGCUGCUGAUGUGCUGAAAGUCGUGGUUAACUUUUCGUCUUUAUGGCUGUGGGGGUAUGUACUAUUCGAUGGUCUUUCUUUGACUGUGCUGAUUGGUUCUAUCUAG
Penicillium arizonense is the source of this 1155-nucleotide messenger RNA. RefSeq names its product tellurite-resistance/dicarboxylate transporter family protein. The transcript is spliced from 2 exons. Gene Ontology annotation, biological process: malate transmembrane transport. Gene Ontology annotation, cellular component: membrane. The coding region runs from base 1 to 1155 and encodes 384 amino acids. The record is from RefSeq and is a predicted model, not a curated record. NCBI's taxonomy places the organism in Eukaryota, Fungi, Ascomycota, Eurotiomycetes, Eurotiales, Aspergillaceae. Gene Ontology annotation, molecular function: malate transmembrane transporter activity.